This is a messenger RNA of Nanorana parkeri, 3348 nucleotides long. Its product is annotated as metabotropic glutamate receptor 8-like. Gene Ontology annotation, molecular function: group III metabotropic glutamate receptor activity. Gene Ontology annotation, biological process: G protein-coupled glutamate receptor signaling pathway; regulation of synaptic transmission, glutamatergic. Gene Ontology annotation, cellular component: membrane. The record is from RefSeq and is a predicted model, not a curated record. The transcript has 11 exons. Bases 585 to 3326 code for a protein of 913 amino acids. NCBI's taxonomy places the organism in Eukaryota, Metazoa, Chordata, Amphibia, Anura, Dicroglossidae.
UGUGUGUGUGUGCAUCUGGCUACAAACAUCCCCUGUUGUAGCCAUUUAAGCUAAGGGGAUGCUUUCCUUGCCCGUGGUCAGGGUGAGCGUCUGUUAAGAGGUGGAUUAGGAGAGUUAGAAAGACCAAUAGCUGCCAGUGGGAGUAUUUGCUAUUCACAUGGAAGAGACUCGGCACUAUGCUGUGGACUGCUAGCCUCUUUCAGCACCGCGGACAGCUACAAGUGCGGCUCCUGCGAGCACAGCCACUGCCAGGGCAAUGCAGCCCCAGGACCAGGGACGGUGGACUUUAUGUAAUGAGCCAGUAAAAAAAUAUGAUUUGGAGGUGGAUUAUUUACUCUGAAUUAUUGAAGGACUUUACCAAUGAAGUGACUUUUUCUCUUCUAAUAUUGCACAUGGCGAAUGUACUACAUUAAACUGGAUGUGCUAAUUAAGAUUUGUAGUUGCCUGAGAAGACUGCUGGUUAUGUGCUAAACAGUCCUGUUUUUUCACUUAAUAGGCACUGAUGGUAAUACCUAAAAAGUGUGGAUUAAAAAGGUCUACAUUGUUUUGUAAAAAAUUCGAAAAUUGUAUUUUGGAUCUCAAAUAUGUCUUUAGCACGCUUGGUUUUAGAGAGAAAACAGCUCAAGUCUGGUCAUUGCAGAAUGUCAAUGGCUUUCCGGUUGUACUGCAUUUUCAGCUUGAUGCAAGCAGCUGUUGGCCAAGAAUAUGCCCACUCUAUUCGAGUAGAAGGCGACGUUAUACUUGGUGGCCUCUUUCCAGUUCAUUCAAGAGGAGAACGAGGGGUGCCUUGUGGGGAACUUAAAAAAGAAAAAGGGAUCCAUAGGCUAGAGGCAAUGAUGUAUGCUAUAGACCAGAUAAACAAAGACUCGGACCUUCUUCCAAAUGUUACAUUAGGGGUCCGCAUCCUUGACACUUGCUCAAGGGAUACAUAUGCACUGGAGCAAUCCUUAACAUUUGUGCAAGCUUUAAUAGAAAAAGAUGCAACUGAUGUCAGAUGCGCCAAUGGGGAUUCGCCAAUUUUCACCAAGCCGGACAGAAUUUCUGCAGUGAUAGGAGCUGCAGCGAGUUCUGUAUCAAUUAUGGUUGCUAAUAUAUUAAGGCUAUUUAAGAUACCUCAAAUCAGCUAUGCAUCUACAGCACCAGAGCUAAGUGACAACAGUCGAUAUGACUUUUUUUCACGUGUGGUCCCACCUGACUCCUACCAAGCCCAGGCAAUGGUUGACAUUGUAACUUCCCUAGGUUGGAAUUAUGUUUCUACAUUAGCUUCAGAAGGAAACUAUGGAGAAAGUGGAGUGGAAGCAUUUACACAGAUAUCCCGGGAAAUUGGUGGUUUAUGCAUCGCCCAGUCACUGAAAAUCCCUCGAGAACCCAAGCCAGGAGAAUUUGAUAAAAUCAUUAAACGCCUGCUGGAAACCCCUAAUGCUCGGGCAAUAAUCAUUUUUGCAAAUGAAGAUGACAUAAGGCGAAUUUUAGAAUCAGCAAAAAGAAACAACCAGACAGGACAUUUUCUCUGGAUUGGUUCAGACAGCUGGGGUUCUAAAAUCUCCCCAGUAUACCAGCAAGAGGAGAUGGCAGAGGGAGCUAUUACAAUUCUACCAAAGAGAGCUUCAAUAGAUGGGUUUGAUAGAUAUUUCAGAAGCCGGUCUUUAGCCAAUAAUCGAAGAAAUGUUUGGUUUGCUGAAUUUUGGGAAGAGAACUUUGGCUGCAAAUUGGGAUCACAUGGCAAAAAGAAUAGCCAUUUAAAGAAAUGUACAGGAUUAGAAAAGAUUGGAAGAGAUUCCAGUUAUGAACAAGAAGGAAAAGUUCAGUUUGUAAUUGAUGCAGUAUAUUCCAUGGCUCAUGCUCUAAAUAGCAUGCACAGAGAUUUCUGUCCUGGCUAUGUUGGACUUUGUACAAGAAUGAAGCCUGUUGAUGGGAAAGAUCUACUUGGAUAUAUUCGCGCUGUAAACUUUAAUGGGAGCGCUGGAACACCAGUUACUUACAAUGAAAAUGGAGAUGCUCCUGGCCGUUAUGACAUUUAUCAGUACCAAAUAAUAAACAAGACAGCAGAAUACAAGGUCAUUGGACAUUGGACAAACCAAUUACACCUUAUUGUGGAAGAUAUGCAGUGGACAAGCAAAGAACAUACACAAGCGGCAUCUGUUUGUAGCCUGCCAUGCAAGCCUGGAGAAAGAAAGAAAACUGUGAAAGGAGUCCCUUGCUGCUGGAGCUGUGAACGGUGUGAAGGCUAUCAUUACCAAGUAGAUGAGCUGACCUGCGAACUAUGCCCUUUAGAUCAGAAGCCAAAUGCAAACCGUACUGGCUGUGUACUAAUCCCUAUUAUCAAACUUGAAUGGCACUCUCCUUGGGCGGUUGUUCCAGUCUUCAUAGCCAUUUUGGGAAUAGUUGCAACAACAUUUGUAAUAGUCACCUUUGUAAGAUACAAUGAUACGCCCAUUGUGAGAGCAUCUGGACGUGAACUAAGCUAUGUGUUACUCACAGGGAUUUUUCUGUGCUAUGCCAUCACUUUUUUAAUGAUUGGAACUCCUGAUAUGGUGGUUUGUUCUUUAAGGCGUAUAUUCCUUGGGCUUGGCAUGUGUUUCAGUUAUGCUGCAUUGCUCACAAAAACAAACCGGAUCCAUCGAAUAUUUGAGCAAGGAAAGAAAUGUGUAACUGCUCCUAAAUGUAUAAGCCCUGCCUCUCAACUGGUUAUUACGUUCAGUCUUAUAUCGGUUCAGUUGCUUGGAGUUUUCAUAUGGUUUGUAGUAGACCCACCCCAUGUAAUAGUAGACUAUGGGGAGCAAAGAACACCUGACCCGGAUAAUUCCAGAGGUGUUCUUAAAUGUGACAUUUCAGAACUUUCUUUAAUCUGCUCCUUGGGCUACAGUAUUCUAUUAAUGGUUACAUGUACUGUAUAUGCCAUUAAAACAAGAGGAGUGCCAGAAACCUUUAAUGAAGCCAAACCCAUUGGAUUUACAAUGUACACCACCUGUAUUAUCUGGUUAGCAUUUAUUCCAAUAUUUUUUGGAACAGCACAAUCAGCAGAAAGGAUGUAUAUCCAGACAACUACACUGACCGUAUCCAUGAGUUUAAGUGCUUCAGUGUCUUUGGGAAUGCUUUAUAUGCCCAAGGUUUACAUUAUUAUCUUUCAUCCUGAGCAAAAUGUUCAAAAAAGAAAGAGAAGCUUCAAGGCAGUUGUGACAGCAGCCACCAUGCAAAGCAAGCUGAUUCAAAAAGGGAAUGACCGACCUAAUGGAGAAGUCAAAACAGAACUCUGUGAAAGUCUUGAAACAAAUACUUCAUCUACGAAGACGACGUAUGUCAGCUAUAGUAAUCAUGCAACCUGAACCAAGAAUCUUUUCACCACAA